CCGACUAUGAAUUGAUCUCUCAACCAUAAGGAACACCAUCGACGAUGAAAACCUACAAACAUCCCUGCACAAGACAACUAUUAAUGACAAUGCAUAACUGAACGAGUGUCGAAAAAACUUAAAGGAAUUAGGAAUUGAUAUUAUGCCAACACAUGUCAACAAAUAUCUGUAAAACUCAUACUAGUAUCUCAUAAUGUCAUACCAAUAUUCGUCCUUUUACAAAAACAUAUCCUGUCAGGCCAUGUCAAUAUCGGCCCAAAAAACUAUCCCGACUAUGAAUUGAUCUCUCAACCAUAAGGAACACCAUCGACGAUGAAAACCUACAAACAUCCCUGCACAAGACAACUAUUAAUGACAAUGCAUAACUGAACGAGUGUCGAAAAAACUUAAAAGAAUUAGGAAUUGAUAUUAUGCCAACACAUGUCAACAAAUAUCUGUAAAACCCAGACUAGUAUCUCAUAAUGUCAUACCAAUAUUCAUCCUUUUACAAAAACACAUCCUGUCAGACCAUGUCAAUAUCGGCCCAAAAAACUAUUUUAUGAGCCUUCGGCCCAUGGGCCCUCGGCGGGCGGCCCUUACUAGGCUGCAAGCCACCAUCCCAAAAUCUUCCUUCCUUUUUCAAGUUCCCGCCCAAAAUUCCGGGCCGUCCAAAACACUGCCCACCUCCCGCCCUAAAAUUCGGGCCGCCCAAAAAACUACCCACUUCCUCCGCCCAAAAGUUCGGCUCGCCAAAAAAAGGAAACCGCCCCCUCCUCUCUCCUCGGCGGAUAUAUGUGUCUGUGAGUAUCUACUCACAGUUUAACCUGUGAACAGUUUAACUUUUUUCGAUUGGAUCCAAUCCACCAUUCCAUUUGAUCCAUGAAUCCACCAAUCCAAUUCACCAAUCCAUGAAUCCAAUCCAUUUGUCACAUCUGAUUUGUGAAUGAUGAUAACGAAACCCAUCUGCAUGCCAACGGUAGUCGAGGGAAAUAGUUCUACCUACUUGUCUCCAACCACCACAAACACAGCACCGCCCGCCGUCAGCACAAUACACAAACAUUUUCUGUUUUUACCUCCAACAGUUAUCGUUAUCGCGCAGUGAAAAGCCUCGGAGAAGAAUGAGAAGGAAUAAACGUUUGCUUCACUCGUUUUGUAAGAGGGUGGAUUGCACGCACCAUCUUCCCAUCAUAGGACAUAGGCGGUACGAUUCAAGAAGAAGAAAGGCAAAUCCUUUGAAAAUUUCAUUCACAUCUCUGAUCUCUCUCUCUCUCAUGGUAGCGGCAGCUCAACUUCAUCCUCUCCGGCUUUCUGUCCUCCCAAAAAAUGCUACAAAACCCAGUACCCAAGUGGCCAAAUCAGCACAUCCAUCGCCAUAACUCUAUUUUCUGAGUAGAGGCACAGAAAAUACCAGAAUUCUGUGGCUUUCCUUUGUUUUCUCCCUUUUGGUCAAUCAAAAGCCAUGGAUGAGCUGCUCUGUGACGAACUGCUCCAAGAAAUCUUCACCAGAAUUCCAUCAGCCCCACCUCCAUCGAUUCCUCUGGUUUCAAAGCGGUGGCUCUGCCUCUACAGAGCUUCAAAAACCUUCCUAUCCCUAAGAAUCACUCUCGAUCACCACCAGCACCAGACCUCCAAUUCCUCCGCCGCCGCCACCGCUCUCUUCCGGUCCUUCUCUUCCUUUCUCUCCCACUACCCUUUCCUCUCUUCCCUCUCCCUCCUCCUCGACGACCUUUCUUGCCCUCGCUCUCCAAGCUUCAACGAUCGCCUUCUAUUUCUAAUUUCCUCUCUCUGCUUCAAGCUCAAGCAGCUCAAAUUCCUCCCCUACCCUGUCUCUGUAAUUUCCCUUCGUUCCCUCUCCAAUUCCUGCACCCUCCUCACUUCCCUCACAGUUUCCCUCUCAAGACCGCUGCUUCUCCACUGGGUCGCCUGGUUUGCUUCCUUGAAGGAAUUAUCCGUCUCUGUCUGCGAUGGCGACGAAAGGGGAAUUGGGUUUUCUUUGGAUGAAGGAAAAGAUUCCGAAUUGGGAUUGGAGAGCGUCUCUUUCGCAGGAAUUGGAAGAGACGAUUCUGGGCUAGGGUUUCUAUGGAGGAGCUGCAAGAAGCUAAAGAAAUUAAGCCUCAAAAGCUGCGAAGGUAUUGGGGAUGGCGGUUCCUUUUCCUCGUUUACCCACUGUUUGAUUCAUUUACAAGAAUUAGAGCUAAGAACUUGUAGAAAUAUAGCCGAUGGAGUCCUCUUAAGACUAGCUGAACACUCCGCCUCUUUGAAUUCCUUACUCGUUUAUGAUGGUGGGAGCAGAGAUGGAUUGCUUCAUUUCAUCACCAACUCGAAAUGCCAAAUCUCGAACCUUGACUUCCGCCUUCCUCUGGACCUAAGCAACGAGCAUCUCUCAGCAGUGGCCACAAACUUCAAGUGUCUCAAAUCUCUGAGACUACAGAGUUGCUGCCUUGUCUCAGGUGAAGGCCUGAAAGCUCUAGGGAUCGCCAUGAGCUCGGGCCUCGAGGAACUGGCCUUGAUCAACUGCGAUGUGGUCGAGAGGGAAUCCGGUUUGCUUGCCACAUUGGGGCAGAACUUGAAGCAGCUGAGGAAGCUGGAUUUGUCGUAUAACGAGUACCUGUUCGAUAAGGAGUUCAUUGGCAUGCUGGCCUCUUGCUGCAAUUUGGUUGAUCUUAAGAUAAGAGGUUGCAGGGGGUUGACUGGUUUGGCCAUGGUGGCUGUCUCCAGGAGCUGUAAGAAGUUGGAGCGUGUUGAUGUUGUGCACUGCAAUGGGAUCACAGCUGAUGGUGUAGAGACCUUGGUGGUGAAAUCUUCGAGAUUGAGACGAGUUCAAGUCGAGGAGACCAAGGUUUCGGAUGUUGCGAGGGGAUGGGCUAAUAGGAGGUUCGUCGAGGUUUCGGCUUGAUUCACCAUGGCUGCUGCUGGAUUUCAAGCAUUUGUAUUGAUUUAUGUACAUGUAUGUACAAAAGAAAGCAGAAGCUGUUAUUCAUAUAUACCACUGGUUUGUUGUAAAUGUUGUUUGAUUGCUGUCUAUUUGAGAGGUGAAAACGCCCAUGUCUGAAUAAUGCUAUGUACUUUGUAUAGAAUGAUUCAUGGAUUCCUGAGACAGAGACUGAGAAUUCAAAGAUUGGCAGUUGGAAAGUUGAUUUCUUUUGUCUUCUUGGUCCUUUGAUUUCAACACCUGAGUACUGGUUUGCUUCUGAGUUCUGAAUUCUGAUUGUCAAAUGCCAAGUUUGGAUACUCUUUGUUCCUAUGGGCUAUGGGGUCUAGGUGGAAUUGGGGCCCAAUAUUCUUGGGUCAUGAGACCUCACUGGUAUAACAAAACGAGAGGGCGUGAAAUGGGCCUCUUAGUCUGUGGCAAUUUUUUGCUGUGAGGCCAAAGCCCAUCUAACUGAACUGGUCAAGUCCUGAAGGCCAUUGGACUUCUUUCAGGCUAAUUCAAAGACCAAUGUACAAAGACAAAACAAAAUUACAAAAAUUUGAUGAUGAAUAUAUUGAAUCAAUCUCUCUAAAACGUGACCAACAAAUCAAUGAAUCUACUGGCAGUUAAUCUGCCGUCGGAAGCAAGGUACCUCACUGUGGUGGAUACGGUGUUGAACGGGGAGUGGAACAUCGCUUAUCUUGAAUAGGAAUGGCAAUGGGCAGGUCGGGGGCAGGUUUCUUGGUAUCCAGACUCGGCUCGUGGCAGGUCGGGCAGGUUGACCCAAUGAACAUGCAAUUUAUAUGAAAAACUUUAGAAAUAUUAGUUAUUUUUAUUAUAAGACCAAGAAAAAAAAUAAUAUUAUGAUAAAUGUAGUUAAAUUAUUAGAGAAAAUGAGGUUUUCACUAAUUUACAACUUUAUUAUAGCUAAAAUAUGAUGUAAUAAAAGAAAAUUCAUAAGUAAUUUGACUAAGAUUACAUGUAAUUUAGUCAAGAACGGGUCGAGAAUGGGGUAGGUCGGGUCGAUGAGAGUACCCAUGCCAGCCCCACCCCGGCCUACGGGGCUCGGACCCACCCCAAAAAAGUCCAAACAGGUCGGGUAAAACGGGUCAUGUCGAAAUCGUCAUCUCUAAUCUUGAAGAAUAAAUCUAUGAAUUGCUGACAAGCAAAACAAUGAACUACAAGAAAUCAGUUGUUUAUACUGCAAUCGCAACUUAGAACGCAACUACAUAAGUAUUUCUUUCGCCGUAUAUUGUUUCUGAUCGUUUUCCUUCUCUAUCUUUGACUCUCUUUUCGGACAAUCUGAUAUUAAUGGUUGUAUGGCCACCAGCCAUAUUCUUAACUAAAUCUGGAUUUCUACCUGAGUAAAUCCCAAAAUAAUAAAUGAGCAGCACACAAACAUAGGAUUCCCCGUUUUCCCAAAAUUGUAGUAGUGAGUGCCAGAAUCCAAAGCCAAUCAAAAGGUCAACCGAACCCAACCGGAUAUUCCACAAUCUCGACGGCUCCGAUCACGCUACAGAUUCACUCCCCCGUCAAAUCCAACGGCUGCAGAUGAAAGUUCCAGAACGACGCGUCUCCCAGGACAUAACCCUUCGUCCAACUUGCAGCCGCCAAAGCCAAAUCCCCGCAUUUCCCGGGCGAGAGUUUCUAUUUGGCGCGCAAAUCCCAGUCCCCAAUGUGCGUACGAAAUUUUUUCCAUUUUUUCCUGAUUAUUUCAAAAAUGGCGGCCAAUGCUAUCGUUUCCCGCCAGGAACGGGAAAAAAGAAUCGCGGGCAGGUCGGGCAGGCUGGCCCAAUUUGUGGUUGGGUCACUGAUUGCGGGCUAAGCUAAUGGAGAAGAAACCUAAAACCGCGUUUGGUUGAGAUGAAAUUAUUAAAAGAAAAGUAAAAAGGGAUUAAGCCAAUGGGAGACGUGGGAAUGGGGAACGAAAAUCAAUGGAAGGGUAGGGGAAAACUGAAAGAACCUUAAUUGAGGAUUUUGACGUUAUUUGUAGUUGCUUUUGAAACAAAAUUUGUCCUAAUGAUUUUGUUAUGUCUCACGUGAAUGUAUUGUACUAUGAUUUCGUCUUUAACUUCUCUCUCGUUUUGGAAUGUGGAAAAGUGAUUAACUUGUACAAGUAAAGCUUAACAAUGUAUUGAUUAUCUCUUCAAAAUUUCGCACACAAGUUCCAAGCAACAAGAACUAAGAGGAAGAAGAAGAUAAUUACUAAUUAGUGUUGUAUAUAGUAAUUUUAGUUAUAUAGAGGGUGCCUCUGAUGAGUGUAUGCUUUGUAGUUUGUAGUUACUUUUGAUUGGGUUCUCAUCUUGAAAACCAUAUGAGUUUAAACAAAAUUUUGAUUAACUAAAAAAAAACUACGAUGUGAGAUUGAGUCGAUUGUGAAAUUUUUCACGAAUAUUCAUUUAACAUAGUCGGCUUGCCCUAGACUACUAUGUGGGGUUUGUUGAGCUAGAUGGGAAAAGUCUUGGGUCCCAGAUGAAUGAGUUUUAGAAGGCUCUAUGUGAACGUGGUAUAUAGUGAAAAUGUCGUUGUUACAAGUGAUUCCAUUAGUGAAACGCACAACUCACAAAUAAAUGAUUUGGCUGAGAUGGUAUGCAAUCUUCAAAUUAUGUACACGCUGUUGUUCAAAUUUCCAACUAUUGAUUAUAAACUGGUGGGGCGAGUAGGUAUCUCCAUACCCAUACCCGUCCAAUACGAAGCACGGGUUGGGGGUAUACCUUGCGUGUACGGAGCAGGAUGGGUUGACCCACUUUUACAUGUUAUUUGGAUAAAAUACACGUAAAAUUUUAUUAAUUUAUGAUAAAACAAAGGAAAAAUACUUUAUGAAUGAAAAAUAGUGAUAAUGGAAUGGAUAAUUGAGUCUAACUAGUUGAAAGAGCAAGUCUAAUUAAUUGAAGAAAAGCCCGAAUUGGAGAAAUAUAAAUAAAUAUUUUAAGAAAUUGAGAUAUAAUGCUUUAAGAAUGGGGCGGGUUGAAAGUAGAUAACCAUGCUCCAUCCCAUGCUACUGCGAGUCGAGUAAUAAUCACCCCAUGGUGGGUCAAGUCGGAUAUUCCCCGACGGAGCGGGUUCAAACUUACAUCCCUACUUCCAACUACUUCAACAUUGUGAGUGGCAUGUAACCAAUGUAAUCAUAAAUGCAAGGAACAACCCGAAGUUUCAACCAAUUACUUUUCUAAGAGGUCAUACGAGUUGAAGAUCCCAUAACGUGAAAGUUGCAUCAAAAUACAAAAACAAGACAAGUUGAGAGUUGAGACACUAUCAUGAGAGAUAGACAACAUGAAACUGCUAUUUUUCCUUGCAAUUUCUUUUUGCAUAACUGCAAGUUCUUAAGUUAUACCUUACAUAUAAAUUUAUAACUACAACAUUACUAAAAGAGAGGAAGGACGACCAACAUAUAAGUGUAUACUGAAACCCAAUACCUAAGGAUUAAUAUUGUACUGUUUUUGGGUCGAAGCAUGAUGGUGUCAAUAGCUCUGUAUGUCCAAUUAUAAAUCAUGCCACCGAUAAAACUAGGUUUGAAGCCCUAGCACAUUUUCCUCGAUCGUCACAAAUUUAUGAGAGUCUUCUCCAUCCAUGACAUGAGUGGUUGUUGAAAUGUAACUUAGGAUUCCUUCGGAAGGCCAAUCCCUUCCCCUCUGUCGGAUGGAUUAGCGGUAUAUACUGUUUCACUUUCACACUCUUGCCUUUGUUUCAUGCAUUGGAUUCUCUUUCUCUCUCUCUCUCUCUAUGCUCUGUUUUUCUUCUUACAAUCUCUAUCCUGAUCCUCUGCUAUAUGAAUGGGCUUCACGGCCCAAAAAAAUAACUCGAAGAAGAACAAUAACAAACACCCCACUCGAUUUUUUUCACUUAAACUUCAACAACCAUGCAAGUUGAAUAUUGAAAAAAUUUAAUAAAUAAACAAUGGAGUUGGCCGUGAGGGUGCUACAUAUGGUUAAAGAGACUGCGACCUCUUUAAUAUUGGAUGUGAAGUUGUAAUUACAUCUGUAUACUUGUGUCGAGCAAAUAAGGUGAAGUGUUAGAAUAUGGAGUAUUAGUUUUAUCAUGAAGCGAUGACACAAACUUUCAAGAACUAGAUUCAAUCAUGAAAUGAUGAAACAAACUUUCAUUUGUACCCAUUUAAAGUCUCCAUUCAAAGUGACCGAGAAGAGAUGAGAAACCGAAUAUUAAAAUAACUUCCAAUGAAGAAAAUUAUAUCUUAUAUGAAAGAGAUCAUAAUCUAUUAUUUUACCACCGUGACACAUUGAGAGGGCUCUACCCUCCUAGAUUUAGCUUUAACAUAAUUAGCUAGUUCGAGUAGCUAUGAAAGCUCCGGAUAUACAAUUUGAUGGCAAUAAUUGGAAGAGUUUUACAAAUACUAACAAACCCAUUAUUAGUUAGGGUUCCUCUCUCGAUUACAAUUGAGGCCCCCCUCCCUCCAAUAGAAAAUUGGAUAAGGCUCUAAGAUCAAUUGCAUGAAGGUGAAUCAACCAAUUAAAAAAAUUGUGGCUAACCAAUCGAUUAAAGUAUGUAGUUUUCAUUUAUUUCUUCAAGCAAAAUCACAAUCCCACAACAGGAAUAUUAUCUCACCUUAAAUUUUGGGAACAUAUAACAAUAUAACUGAAAUUCAUGAAUUAAAAAUUUAAUAAUUAAGUGGUACUACAUCUCAGAUUUUUUUGGAAACUUUUUAACUCCCUCGAAGCUUAAUAUAUUUGUGAGAUCCAACAUCCAUGAAUACCCUCGUCUUAAUUGAUAUGCUCCCCGCUUAUCAGAUCCUAUUUUGAAUUGUAAGAAAUUUUAUUGUAAAUUUAGGAAAAUGUCAGAAUGGAGAACUUUUCAAACAACAUGCGAAUUAGUUAUUUGGUAGGGAUAUAAUGACUUGCUUUCAGAAUUAGAAUCAACGGAUAUGAUCAUAAUAAGUGAGUUCAAAUAAAUACUAGUGGUACGUGAAAUUAAUUUGUUUGAUAGACAUAGUCACGAUUUUGACAUUUUAAUAAGAUGUUUGAUUCAUAUGGAUAUCAUUCUAACACCCAAUCCAUAGUCCAUAUUCAUUUGUUACUUAUCCAUACAGGAAACACUCCAAAAGAGUCCUUAUCACAAAUGAAAUUCCGUUUUCCUCAAGUGACACGGAUCCUUGUCUCCUUGGCAGCAACAAAAGCCAAAGCAGCCCUUGAGAAUUUGAGCAAGUGCUCUGUACACUAAUAAAUAGAUUAAGAGAAAGACAAAAACAUAACAACUCUAAACUAUUCAACUACACGAUUGUAUAUAGUGAAAGUGAAGGAUCAGAGCCAGCCUUUCAUCAUCACUAAUUAAUUAAUUGAUGGAAGCAACAAUACAAGAAGGGGUGGCCACAAUCAGACAAAGUUAAAGACCUCAAAAUUCAAAUUUAUGGUACAACUUUACUAUUAUUCUGUGCUUUUGUUAAAGCCAUCCUAAUCCCUAGAAACCUUUGCCUAUCUUCUUUAUCAUGAUGAUAGCACCUCUCUCACUCAAACAAAAACAAAAAAAAUUCAAAAUAAACAUGGAUUAGUUACCUUGUAGUAUUAUUCUAUGCAAUUCUUAUCAUAUAUCUUCACUUAGUUCUAAUUAAUGGCCUACCUCUUUAGUGGUCUGUCAAAUAGUUUUUAUAAAGUCUUCUAGUCGUAUGGUUUGUGCUUCACAAGUGAAUUACUUUUCAAUAUUUUCUUCGUAUGGUAGAUCAUAGUGUGACACAAGUUCACGUGCAGUGUGGUCGGCGUUGGAUUGUUCGCGCAUGGAAGUAGCUUGUGUUGCGGUCACCCGAGGUAAUCCAAUCAAGUCGUGGCAAGAAUGGAGUAGAUAUGGUGUCAUGCAGUGAAGGCAUCUCCAUAUAGUACAAUUAAAGAUAAAAGUUUGGUUAUGCUAAUAUGUGGCAACUGGCAACAACAUAACAUAUAUGGAGAAUUUUAUAGAUAGUAAGAAGUGUAGAUUGUAUGAUAGUAACUAAACAAAAAUUCUAGUUACAAACCUUAGCUCAUGCAAGCUCAAAUUCGUUUUCAAACAAAAACAAGAGCUUGCAUGGACAUGAGGUUAUGUUAGGUGAAAGACAAACAUCAUGCAUUUAGAUAGGUAAAGGAGUCUCACCAAAAGAAGUGGAAUAUUACUAUCAACAAGCACACAAAGAACCAAGAACUUGAAAGGGCCAGUUAUGUCAUGUCAAGUCAUUGUCACAAAAGUGCUUUGUGGUUGUGGAAGAGAAAUCCUAACACCAUAAACAAUCUUCUCAAUG
This is a messenger RNA of Linum trigynum, 9110 nucleotides long. NCBI's taxonomy places the organism in Eukaryota, Viridiplantae, Streptophyta, Magnoliopsida, Malpighiales, Linaceae. The record is from the annotation of a GenBank genome assembly.